UCAUGAUUAAGUUUUACUCGACUACAAAGUCGAGCUUUCAAGAUUAGACUUUCAGGUCUGCAAGAUUGGUUUGAAUAAUGUGUUAUUAUGUAAAAACAAAGUAGUUCCAUUAUUAAAACUUAGUGCUUGAGAAAUAGAGAAUUUGUAAUAAAGAGGAAUGGCAUCAACUAGUAGACAGAGCAAUGUAUAUUAUGAGGACAUUCCUCCUGGUACUCUGAAUGAAGAUGAAUUCAUAUGCACAGAACGUAUAGUUCCAAGAAAGAUAAAACCCCAGAAUUUAGUUGUUCGGUUGAUGGAGAGAGAGAUUUAUGGCUCACGAAAACCAGGUUCCCACUUUCAUGUAGUUCGGGAAUUUUAUCAAAAUGUUUUCCCUAAUUUAACUAUAGUGAAUGUUGAAAAACCACCAUGUUUUCUAAGGAAAUUUAGUCCAGAUGGAAAACACUUUAUAGCAUUUUCAGCAGAUCAAACUUCUUUAGAGAUAUAUGAAUACAGAGGGGCAGCAGCUGCAGGAGAUCUAGUAGCGAGGUACCCCUCAGAUUUACUUAAUGCAGAUGCUGAAAUACAUUACACAAUAAGAACACAUAUUUUUUAUAGAUUUUUCAAGCCCAAAUUUACAGUCAAUGUAUGUCAACAAAGAGAGAUUCCAAGAGAGGAACGAAAUGCAAACCAGGUACCAUUCAUGGAGCAACAAUUAAAUCGAGAGUGCAGUCUGUUCACUGAAGAUGGUCGUUAUGUGAUAGUGGGCUCGGCUGCUCACAUACCUGACGACCUAAGACCACAUUUUUAUCAUAUACACAGCAACAAUGAAGCUGUCACACCUACAAUGAGGUCCGCAUUGGAAGACUAUUCUCUUCAUUUAGUAGACUUACAUCACGGAAAGUUGUGCGAUACAAAACAUUUUCGAAUCGAUAAAAUCUAUCUAUCUCAUAAUCAAGGUAUAUACUUAUACAAAGAAGUGUUAGCCGUGCUGUCUGUACAACACCAAACAAUACAUCUAUUUCAAAUUGUUGAAGGAAUGUUAAUAGAAAUAAGAAAAAUCGGAAGAUUCUGCUAUGACGACGACCCAUUUAUUGUAAGCUCAGUGUAUGCGCCUCUUCUGAACGAGAGACCGUUUCAUGAAGAGACAAUAAAUAGUUUGAAACAUAGACUUUUGGUUUUUCUAUUUAAGAGAGCUAAGACCAUUAGUGAUGAAACAGGCGACCCCCUUGAAUUGAGGAAGUUUUAUAAAUAUUUUGACAUGUUUCGGAGUCUCAGAAUGUGGAAGAUGCAGUUACUGGAUGAAGACCACUUAUUUAUAAAAUAUGCCAGUGAAGAAGUAGUGACACUGAGAGUUGCCGAGCCAAAUAGUCAGUCAUCAUUUUUUGUAAUUUACAAUAUAAGUGAAAGCAAAAUAUUAGAAGUCUAUGAAAACACUUCUGAGGGAUUGUUACAAUUAUUUGAGAAUUAUUGCGAUUGUUUUAGAAAUGCUAGACUGUGUGCAGACUCACAGUUUACAUGUUCACCUUCUAAUAACUUAUAUGCAAGAUUGACACAACAGAGAUUCAAGCAAACCAUAGUGAGAGCUAUUUAUGGCGGUCGCACGGAAGCAACGAAACGAAUAUUAGCACAGUUGCCUAUUAGCGCACAGUCAUACAGCGGAUCACCAUAUUUGGACUUGGGUCUUUUCAGUUAUGAUGACAAAUGGGUAUCUGUAAUGGAAAGGCCUAAAGCUUAUGGGGAAUACCCCAUUAGGUUUUACGCUCGAGACUCUGGCCUAUUAAAAUUUAAGAUCUACGCUGGUGUACUGGGUCAGUCGGUGCCAGCCAGUGCACGGCGACUAGUCGCCUUUACUUUCCAUCCAACGGAUCCCUUCGCCAUCAGCGUACAAAGAACAAAUUCGGAAUACAUUGUGAAUUUCCAUAUUAGGAAUGCUGUAUUCAGCUGAUGCUUAGAUCGUGAUUUUUAGUAUAUACAAUAUUGUUUUAUUUCAUAUCAUUUCAUAUUUUUUAAUUCAGUAAUUCCAUAAGACAAUACAUAUUGUUAUCAUACGUAAAUAAUCAGUUUUGAAACUUACUAUAUAAUGUACAUAUUAUAGUUACUAAUUCAUAUAAAAAAAAUAUCCGAGCCUUUAAGAAAAUCUGUAAACAAGU
This is a messenger RNA of Achroia grisella, 2129 nucleotides long. It is a transcript of the gene abo, whose product is annotated as DET1 homolog. Gene Ontology annotation, cellular component: cullin-RING ubiquitin ligase complex; nucleus. The record is from RefSeq and is a predicted model, not a curated record. Gene Ontology annotation, biological process: positive regulation of proteasomal ubiquitin-dependent protein catabolic process; protein ubiquitination. The transcript has 6 exons. Bases 158 to 1924 code for a protein of 588 amino acids. Lineage: Eukaryota; Metazoa; Arthropoda; Insecta; Lepidoptera; Pyralidae. Gene Ontology annotation, molecular function: ubiquitin protein ligase binding; ubiquitin-like ligase-substrate adaptor activity.